AUGGAGUAUCAAUAUUCCCGCCUCUUGGACCCAUCUGAGUAUGAGACAGACGGUCUUUGUGAAGGCCUCCUGGUCCGUAAGCAUUCAGUCCCAGACCUGGAAGAAAUCGGAGCUUUCAAGGCACAAGAAGAUUGGAGAGACUUGGUGGGACCAAUUACCACUUUCAGAGGAUCGCUUAGUCCUGAACACAACUUUGUUGCUGUGACGAUGCCGGAAUGCGUGCCUGAUCGCCUAGAAAUUGUAUCCUAUGCGAAUGAAUUCGGCUUCCUCCAUGAUGACAUUAUGAAUGACGAAGCAAUGAAUGCGUUUCAUGAGGGAUCGCAAAAUGGAAAGAUUGAUGUUCUCAAAUCUGGGAAACGUCAUAUGCAAGCCAAGAUCCUAAACACUAUGAUGAGCAUUGAUCGACCAUGCGCGUUGGUGGUCAUGCGCGCCUGGACAAUAUUCCUCGAGCGAGGGUCUGGGCGCCAACAUGACCGACAAUUUCAAACAUUAGCCGAAUAUCUACCAUACCGCUGCAAUGAUGCUGGCCAGACGAUCUGGUGCGCUCUCGUCACCUUCGGUUGCGCCAUUACUAUGCCAGAGGAAGAGAUGGACAUGUGCGCGGAGCUUAUAAAACCUGGCUUCACUGCUGCGUGCCUAACCAAUGAUCUUUUUUCAUACGACAAAGAGAAUGAAGCUGCCCAAGCUGCCGGGCUUGGCAGCCUUGUCAACGCCUUAUGUGUACUUAUGCACGAGCACAAUGUGUCACUGGAAGUGGCAAAAGAUAUGUGCCGGGCGAGAAUCAAAGACGAAGUGGCUAAGUAUACGCGCAUUGUAAAGGAAACGAUGUCUAGGAACGAUAUUUCUAGUGGGGCGAAGCGGUUCGUCGAACUGAUGCAGUACACUGUGAGCGGAACUGUUGUGUGGACUCUGGAGUGCCCUAGAUAUCAUAAGAAUGUGCAGUACAACGAGCGACAGCUGCUGCGGAUGAAAGAUGGUGUUGCAAAGCAUCCAGCAACACAUCAGUGGGCCAGUCAGAAGAACAACACGGCUUCAUAUUCGCAGAGUAUAUCUAUUGCAAAUCAGAAGGAGAAGAUGGACGUAUUCCCCGACUCGUGUACUUCAUCCGAUGAAGGGACCCGCCAGAGCUCUCCACCCACAGAUGCAACUUAUCCAACUGAUUCUGCGAACAGCUUGUGGUACGGUUUUAUCGAGGGUCGGGACUGGGAUAUUGGUAAAUUAUCACAUGGUGGUGCGUUGCCCACGUUGAGAGAGGAAUUUAUCCUCGAGCCUUAUCACUAUGUGAGUUCGAUGCCGUCAAAAGGCAUUCGCGAUAUGGUCAUCGACGGCAUAAAAUUCUGGCUGAGCGUACCGCCGCAAUCCACCUCUAUUAUCCGGAAUGUGGUUAACGCGAUUCAUACAAGCUCUAUCAUGCUAGACGACGUACAAGACGGGUCACAACUGCGACGUGGAAAUCCUUCCGCUCAUAUUAUUUUCGGCGAGGCCCAGACGAUCAACGCUGCGACGUUCCAGUAUGUGCAGGCAACUGCAGAAAUUCGAAGACUUACGAAUCCGCUCUGUCUCGAUAUAUAUAUUGAAGAACUGCGCAGCCUAUUCCUGGGUCAGUCGAUUGAGCUUCACUGGACUACUAGUUUGCAGUGUCCUUCAGUAACGGAAUAUCUGCAGAUGGUCGAUGGAAGUAGGUCUUGGUUUCGUUUGCUCUUUCACGUGGCAGAAACCGGCGGGCUCUUCCGUCUAUUAGCACGAUUGAUGGCAGCCGAAUCCCCACACGAAGAUCAGGCGGACAUGGAGCGACUAUGCCGGCUCCUUGGACGCUUCUACCAGAUCCGCGACGACUACCAGAACCUGGUGUCGGAAGAGUAUACAGCGCAAAAGGGAUUCUGCGAAGACCUUGAUGAAGGCAAAUUUUCCCUCCCCCUAAUUCAUGCCUUAGCACACACAGACAAGGCUGUUCACAUUCAGGGUCUCCUGCGCGAGCGCCACCGAAAAGGUCGCUUCACCAAAGAGCAGAAGCAGUAUAUCCUUACCCACAUUCGUGGCGCCGGUAGCCUAGCGUAUGUGCUGCAGCUUCUUCGGGCGUUAUAUGGUGAAGUAGAGGCUGAAGUGAGGCGCCUCGAGAGCGUCUUCGGCCAGGAAAACCACGAGAUGCGCUUGAUGUUGGCCCUGGUUAGAUUGUGA
Messenger RNA from Xylaria bambusicola, 2178 nucleotides. RefSeq names its product terpenoid synthase. Gene Ontology annotation, biological process: isoprenoid biosynthetic process. The coding region runs from base 1 to 2178 and encodes 725 amino acids. The transcript is spliced from 7 exons. Gene Ontology annotation, molecular function: prenyltransferase activity. The record is from RefSeq and is a predicted model, not a curated record. NCBI's taxonomy places the organism in Eukaryota, Fungi, Ascomycota, Sordariomycetes, Xylariales, Xylariaceae.